CCGGAAGUAUCCAGGGUGACAUUUAGAACAGGACGAAAAGGAAGGCAUGUGUGUGCAUAUGUCUUGCGAAACGGUGUCCUCCUAGUUUAUUUUUUGUUUGUUUGUUUUAUAUGUAUUUAUAAGUGUGUAUUUUAAGGAGUACGAUGGCGGCGUGGAGCUGCCGGUUUCUUCUUCAGCGGGGACCUCGACUCAUUUCUCCUCGUGCAGCAGCUGAAAGUCCUGUCCAGCUGGUGGGUUGUGUUAGAACAGUAAAGACCACAACAUGGUUUGAAGAACACCUCACUGAGGACAACCAGGAGUACAUGAGGAAGACCAUGGCAGAGGAAUACAGAAGACAGACGGCUGAAAAGCUCAACCCACUCAAAGAUGAGCCGUGGCAGCGUCAUGAGUGGACAGAGGGGAGUCGAAGAGUUGGUUUAGUGGCUGUCAAGCUGGGGAUGGCACCUAUCUGGACGAAAACAGGAGAAAAACAUGCAGUCACCAUGCUACAGGUGCAGGACUGCCAUGUAAUAAAGUGCCUGCCCAGAGAAGAGUAUGAUGGACACACUGCUGCUCUUGUUGUAGGCGGAAAGAACGUGUCACCAUUCCAUAGGUCUGAACACUAUAUGGAAAUGUUCAGGAAUGCAGGAGUGCCUCCAAAGCAGAAAAUCACCACCUUUAAAGUCUCAGACAAUGCCAUCAUCAAACCAGGCACUCCUCUGUAUGCAGCACAUUUCCGUCCAGGACAGUAUGUGGACGUCACAGCCAAAUCCAUCGGUAAGGGUUUUCAAGGUGUAAUGAAGCGAUGGGGGUUCAAAGGCCAACCGGCCAGCCACGGCCAGACCAAAACUCAUCGCAGACCAGGAGCUUCUGGACCAGGAGGGGAUCCAGCCAAAGUCUUCAAAGGGAAGAAGAUGCCGGGCCGCAUGGGCAACAUUUACGUCACAGCAUUUGGACUGAAGAUAUGGAGGGUCAAUACUAAGUAUAAUGUGCUGUAUGUUAAUGGCUCUGUCCCAGGACACAGGAACUGUGUACUGAAGAUCAGAGACACUGUGCUGCCAACCAGGGGCUCCACGCUGCUCAGUCCGCCUUUUCCCACUUAUUUCACCGAAGACGAAGGCGACCUGGCUGAAGACCUCUACGACGACGACUUGUUCAUUCACACAGAGCCCUCAUUAACGCUGACCUGACCUCCAUCGCAUUCACACCGAACAUUUACACCCAAACCUGCUAACUGUGUCUGGAUCCUGUAAUAAAGUGUAAUUCCUUA
This is a messenger RNA of Amphiprion ocellaris (clown anemonefish), 1249 nucleotides long. It is a transcript of the gene mrpl3, whose product is annotated as mitochondrial ribosomal protein L3. Bases 144 to 1169 code for a protein of 341 amino acids. The transcript is spliced from 10 exons. Gene Ontology annotation, molecular function: structural constituent of ribosome. The record is from RefSeq and is a predicted model, not a curated record. Gene Ontology annotation, biological process: translation. Lineage: Eukaryota; Metazoa; Chordata; Actinopteri; Pomacentridae. Gene Ontology annotation, cellular component: mitochondrial large ribosomal subunit; ribosome.